This is a messenger RNA of Tremella mesenterica DSM 1558, 1734 nucleotides long. RefSeq lists its product as uncharacterized. Bases 151 to 1296 code for a protein of 381 amino acids. The record is from RefSeq and is a predicted model, not a curated record. Gene Ontology annotation, molecular function: DNA-binding transcription factor activity. Gene Ontology annotation, biological process: regulation of DNA-templated transcription. Lineage: Eukaryota; Fungi; Basidiomycota; Tremellomycetes; Tremellales; Tremellaceae. The transcript is spliced from 2 exons.
CCCUUUGUUCACCCUUUCGUACUUUCUCCCUUUUUCUUUCAUUUGUUUUCAUUUGUUUUCAUUCUUUCGGCUCGUCUACUAGUCUCACAGAUCCCACUCGACGGGGAGGCGCUAUACUUGAAGAACGACUUCAUAAGAGAACAUACCAUCAUGUCACCGGUGGCGAGCCCCAGUGCGAAUGGACGGCCUGGUAAAAGAGCCCAUCCUUACUCACGAGCCGUAUCCACGGGAAGUGAGAGUCCGGAGCCAGAGUUGAUGGUGGGAGAAAGUGGAGAUAUGGAUCAGGUGAUGAGGGAGAGGAUAGCAAGGAAGGAAGCGAGAAUCAUCCGAAAUCGUCAAUCCGCUCAACGAUCCCGCAAUCAACGCAAAGCCCACGUCACAUACCUCGAAGACCGGGUCAAAUAUCUUGAACAAGAAAACCAACGAUUACGUGGCGAUUCCCCUUCCCUUCCCCAAUCACCCAUUUCAACUUCCUCAUCUCUCUCCCCAGUCGUCCCCGCAUCACCAGCGAGAAGCGUUGUUUCGCUCACAAGCGGUAUCACUCUGUCCGACAUCGCUCCUGCCCCAAAAGACAUGGAUGUGGACGUCAAACCCGUUAUUCCUGUGACUUCAUCUUCUGCUCAACCUACUCAGGCGUCUGGACUUGAAGAGAGUACAUUGUUCAAAGCGAUGCGGGAGGAGAAUGCGUUGUGGCGAGAGAGGGUAUCGAAAUUAGAAGAGCUAGUCAAAUCACUUACCGGCCUCAUCCAACUCCCUACGCCCACUUCGGCAAUCUCAGCUGAGAUACCCGCAUCCCCUUUGGUCCCCGUGGAUGCUUUCGACAUCACUGCAUUCCUCGAACCGAUUAUACCUGAUACUGGUGCCGCGAUGGAAGUUACACCUACGCAUCCUUCUGGGCUUCAAACGACUCUUUCUCCAGCUUUAUCACCCCUUGAAAAGACAUCGCCUUCCCUGACCGCAAUCACAUUCUCAAAUUCGAACGUCACCGAAACCACACCAUCCUCUACUUCGACCGAAAUCGACACCCUCGCUCGCCACCCAGCAGAGGUGGCGACCCUCCCUCCCUUUACUGGGCUCCGGAGGGCCCCGCAGCGGGCGAGGAUCAUGUCGACUACGUCACGCAAGAUGGUGUUGGAUCUGGGAACCGAAGUGGGCAGAGCGAGGUUGGACGUGGCAGCGAGGAUUAUAGUGGGAUUGGCCCAACUCAGAGCUUCACAUCAGAAAGUGGCUUGUUGUCGUUCUCGAAUCCGAUACAAGGGGAAGGAGUGGCCUGGCAGGAGAUGGAUGGGGAGAUAAUGUUAAACAUUCCUUGGGAGGUGACGGAGGAAGGAUGGGACGAGGGCAUGAGGAUGUUGUUAGCUCAGAUCGAGGCGCAGUCAGAGAUGGAGAUGGACACACCGGAAGAAAGUGGAGGUGUAGACAAGAGGGAUGUCGGGGUCACGGGAUGGACAGGGGCGCUUCGACUUGCCGCUUGAGCUGGGUUACUCGGAGAUUUUUGACGUUUGUGGAGUAUAGGGGAAGAGAUGAUCACCCGCUCGCCGCAAGGUUUGAGCCGUGAUCUCUUAUCCCUUUCUCUUGUUGUUAGGAUCGAAGAGGAAACUGGCGUAUAGGAGGUAGGAUUAUUGUGUUUCGGUCAGUCAUGGCGACUUUGAUGGACUUCAUGUAGUGGUUUAGAGGAUGGAGGAUCCAUGCAUGGGGACGGAUAUGAGUUGCGUUACGCACAGUUCCUCCGAG